Carassius gibelio (silver crucian carp) is the source of this 4555-nucleotide messenger RNA. RefSeq lists its product as uncharacterized. Gene Ontology annotation, biological process: negative regulation of JUN kinase activity; protein dephosphorylation. The coding region runs from base 368 to 3088 and encodes 906 amino acids. Gene Ontology annotation, cellular component: cytoplasm; cytosol. The record is from RefSeq and is a predicted model, not a curated record. NCBI's taxonomy places the organism in Eukaryota, Metazoa, Chordata, Actinopteri, Cypriniformes, Cyprinidae. The transcript has 5 exons. Gene Ontology annotation, molecular function: MAP kinase tyrosine/serine/threonine phosphatase activity; protein tyrosine/threonine phosphatase activity.
CACAGUACACAGAGCGCACGUUGCAUUGCGCCGGCGUACACAUUGUUAUUGUGUUAAUUGUGUACAUCUGUGAGGACAAGCGCUCUGAACAGUAUGAGGAAAAAUGCCUGAUUGUCAUAUACCGAUGGAUAUCACUGGAUUUGUAAAGUCUACCCUGCACAUUAAGGCAGACCACUGUUAACUGCAACUAUGUAAAUGUCUCGCGCGCGCACUGGAUCGGAAUAGUCGCGCGGAGAAACAAGGAUCUCAUUUAUCACGAAAAAUGACGAUACAGCGGACGUACAGCUUAUAACGCUACAAAAGGCAAGACUGAAAAAAGCAAAGAGGAUGAGGAUACCAUCACCAGGCUCUCUUCGCUCAGCCCCAGAUGCCUCCGCUCCCUCUUGACGAGCGCAUAGUGGUUAUUCAGCGCCCCAAAAGUUUGGCCUUGCGCGUGGCCUCCCCACCAACCACUUCACAGUCUUCCUCACACCGCCCAGCCACUCACAACAAGCCCCCACCCCACUUACCACAACCCCAACCCCCACCACCCCAUUUCCAUCCAGGUUCCAACUACCUGUCUCUGGAAUGCAAGCACAGACAAUCAUCCCAUGUUCAGAGAGAUAAAGGAGAACCAGAUGCUCCCUUUGAGGGCAGCAGCCACAAUGCUAGCCAUUGUCACAGCAAUGGGAUAGUAACUUUAGGUCCAAGACCUCACAAGCACACACAUACCAUUGACAUUAGAGUGUCUUUGGACAAAGGUGUAAGAGGAGAAUCCUACAUAGACAAAAGCCGCAGCAGUAGUCUUACCCGAAGUGGAAGCAUCAAAGGGAACAGAACUAAACGGGUGUCACUGCACUUGGAUCCAGGGCGAAGUGAAAGGAAAUGCAAAGGAAAGUCUUCUGAAUUAGUGGAGAAGCAUCACCAGAACCAUAAUCAGAGUCAAAACCGGACUCCGCACAGCAGCCAUCAUCCGAACCAACUCACAGUCUCUCCUGGAGGGAUCUUGGAAUUUGUACCAGCGCAGAGACAGCAGUCAAAAUCCAAGCCAACAAGAGAGAGAGACCUGUCAUUAAAGUCUUGCUCUGCAACUGCCAGCCACCCAUUGCACAGUGAUAGGGACGUAUCAUCUGUAGGAAACAAAGAAAACUCCAAACUGGGACCCGGCCACCAACUGCCCCACACCCACAGCGUAUCCCAUCACCACAGUUCAGCCCCAUUACCCCAUGCUGCCAUCCUAAGCCCACACUAUCCUGCUGUACCACCCUCGCUCCCUCCCCGAGGCCCUUCCUCCUUCCAGCACAUCAGUCAACCCCGUCCCUCACGCCCUAGAGAACAUCGGCCCCAAAUUCUUCACGCUUUGCCCCUCUCCCCUACUUCCUCCCAAGGAGGCUUCCCCAGUCCUGACCACACAUGUACGAUUGACUUUUCCCACCCUUGUGGCUGUUGGAGGUUAGUUCGUUGUAGAAGAGGUAGAGGUCACUCGGCUGGCUGCCACGGUCAUAGUACAAGCCCAUCCUCUUCGUUUUCCCACGCCCAAGGAACAAGUGCUGCCAACGGAGGUGACGGAACCAUGGGAUUGAAGACUUUAGGAGGGUGUCUGUCCACUGCUUCCACCACCAACACCUCCUCUUCCAACAGCACUGUCUCGGACUGUCGCACAGGGCUGCUCAGACCUUUGGGUUGUGCAUCCUGUUCUGGAGAAGCUGGAGCUUUUGAGAGCCCUGCUGCUUUCCGUAAGAAGCUGGUUGGGGGUUGUUUACCCUGUACUCCCCUUUCCUCAUCUGCACCUCUUCGAGCACUCCAGAGUUGCGUUAGUGGGUGCAAUCCCAAAGCAAGCCAAACUGGAAGCUCCACGUGCAGUUACUGCAGUAGUGACCCCAUUGUAGUGACCUUUAACCCGCACAGAGGGAAUCCUCCCAAUAUGGGGCGUAAUAUGGGUGCACAUACCGUGGGAGGAUACCAGCCUGAUGAUGACGAUUACAGUGUACGCACAAUCUGGCCGGAGGAGCUAGCAAAAAAGAUGACUCGCUCUAAAACCCAACCUAUCCAUCACAAUGCAAGUAUUGGAAUGGGCUCAGGGAGGACCUGCAUGGGCCACAACCAGAAAAGUGGCAAUCCUGUAAUCCUGGACUGUCGGAACCUUAUGGAGUUCACUCGUUCCCAGCUGACAGAUCAGGCAGGGCGACGGAGGCUCCAGCAAGGCAAGAUGGCAGUUUUGGACUUUAUCGGAUCAGGGAAUAGUGGAGACCAGGGUAGAGAUUCCCUCAAGCGGCUUUGGAACAAAGGAGCAGAUGCUUGCAUGGGGGAUGGCAACGGGUUUGAUGACGAAGUGCUUCCACAAUCCCCAUCCCUCCACUCUCCAUCUCCAGAUUCUCCUCCAUCGUUCUCACCCCCACCCUCUGCUCCUAGCACACUUAUUAAACCCAAACCCAAACAGCGAGAGAGGGAGGGUGGACACACCUUACCCUCGGCCCAGUCGCUCCACUUGGUCCUCAACUCACUCAACAGAGAACAAGAUGAGGAAAAUGGAAGAGUGCAUCUUUCCCUCCCUCUUUCCUCAUCCCUCCCAGCUUCACUAUCUGAGGAGAGUGUCAUGACCCCAGAUGUGGAGAAUGCUGUGAUCAGCCCCAUCCUCCCUUUCCUUUUUCUUGGCAAUGAGAGAGAUGCACAGGAUUUGGAUCUACUGCUUCGUCUCAACAUUGGUUUUGUGGUCAAUGUCACAACCCAUCUUCCCCUCUACCACCUGGACACAGGCUUGGUGCGUUACAAAAGGCUACCUGCCACUGACAACAGCAAGCAGAACCUGCGACAGUAUUUUGAAGAGGUUUUUGAGUUUAUCGAGGAAGCUCACCAGUGUGGACGGGGCGUUCUUGUGCACUGCCAAGCAGGUGUGUCCCGCUCAGCUACUAUAGUCAUUGCUUACCUGAUGAAGCACACCCUCAUGACCAUGACUGAUGCCUAUAAGUAUGUGCGCAGCCGGCGGCCAAUAGUCUCCCCCAACCUCAACUUCAUGGGCCAGCUGCUAGAGUUUGAGAGAGACCUCAACUCUGGGGUAACACCUCGCAUCCUCACCCCAAAACUGAGUGGCCUGGAAACACAAGUUUAAAAGGGCGGUACAAGAAAGAAGAUUGUGAGAAAACGAGAGGGGAAAGGGAGAUAAAUAGAAGAGGGAAUUGAUGGACAGAAAUGGAUGGAUAAAAAAAACAAGGGUAAGAAUAAAGCCGUUUAACGAGAACAAACAGUUGAGGAUUUGAAGAGAGGUGACAGAAAUAACUAGAAGAUGAAAGCAGUCCAAAAGAAAUAGAUGAAAUGGUAUAUUUUAAUUGAAGUAUCUCCACACUUUCUGUUCCAUAUAAAUAGCACUUAUUUGACAGUUGGCAAAUGAAUGUUUGUGCUACCCACCCUGAUUCUCUGUUAAUUAUGUGCCAAGUUUUAAUUCAAAGAAUGAGUCAGUUCACUUAAAUUAUUACCAUAUUACUAUUAUCAAACUUGGUUAAAUACAAACGCUGUAUAAAAGUAUUUGGGGGGGAAACAAAUGCAAUCAAAGAACACUCUGGCUGUCAAGCACAGAAAAAGAUCCGAUGUGUUGAGACUCUCAGAACUGUGACAUGCAUCACAUUCGAGACCCAAGAGCUGUAGCAAACUUCAAACUCCCUUUCCACUGUGCACAGAACUUUUCUAGACAGAUUAUUUUUGAUUUGGGAGUUCAUUUGAAGGCACUUUUUGGGUUACUUUGCGUUAGCUGCCAACUAUUUAUAAAUUUGUCCACUGACAUGAAGAUUCAUUUUGCCUUUGAAAUUUUUUCGAUACUGCUAUUUUUGUUACUUGAUUUUACAUCUUGGAUUCUUUAUCUUAGUGUCUUUGUGUGGGAGGUGUGCAAUAGUGUUGAUGCGGACGUGGGACUGAUUUAAGCUAUUUUCACUUGGACAGUGUUUCUCUAAUGGACUUUUUUUCUUUUGCAUGGGACAUGAACCAGCCAUUCUGAUGGCAGAUCUAAUCCAAAAAUCAUAUAUUUAUUUUUUAUUUCUUGCUUAUGAUAUUUAACAAAUGGCAAUUUGUAUAAAGCAAUGUGUAAUGAAAAAAAAGUGUUAGAAGGAAAAGUGGAUAAUAGACUAUAAAAUAGUUUUUUUAUUCGACUCACUAUUUAUUUUACUUUGGGCAGGCAGCAAUGACUUAAAAUUACUCCAAUUAUUUUUUAUUAUUAUUGUGCUUUCUGUAUGUGUUAUUAUUAUUAUUUAUUUUUUUGAGCUGCAGAUGCUGAUAAGAUAUUGAGGAAGACAUCUUGUGGAAUUGACCUUAACAUUUUUAAUAAGAUUUGUACACUGCUUAUUUCUGUGCGAAAUUACUGUGACUGGAGCAGAUCAACAUUAAUCUCACUCUUUAAUAUGAGCUAAUUUUGCAAUUCAAAAUUUCACACAAAGGUGAUAAGUAGAUAUUUAUAGUUUAUGCAAAAUCAGCAGGAAAGUUCCAAGGUCAUGCAGGUGUAGCUAAAACAUGAAGUGUUUCCGUCAUUUGCUUUUCUGUCAUAUUCAGUUCAUUGCAUAAGAAAAAUGAACACCCUUUCAGCUUUAAA